This is a messenger RNA of Dermochelys coriacea (leatherback sea turtle), 6218 nucleotides long. It is a transcript of the gene KCNS2, whose product is annotated as potassium voltage-gated channel modifier subfamily S member 2. The coding region runs from base 311 to 1798 and encodes 495 amino acids. Gene Ontology annotation, cellular component: voltage-gated potassium channel complex; membrane. The record is from RefSeq and is a predicted model, not a curated record. The transcript has 2 exons. NCBI's taxonomy places the organism in Eukaryota, Metazoa, Chordata, Testudines, Dermochelyidae. Gene Ontology annotation, biological process: potassium ion transmembrane transport; regulation of delayed rectifier potassium channel activity; protein homooligomerization. Gene Ontology annotation, molecular function: protein binding; voltage-gated potassium channel activity.
CUCUCUCUCUCACACCCCCCCCCCCCAGUUGUCUCCCUGGCCAAAAACCUCACCUACCCGUAUUUAUACAGGCCAGGGCACCAAUGUAUGGCACUUGGGGUUUGUCUGCGAGCGCUCAGCGUUUCUGACGAGGCAGAGCCCCAGUGUACACUGUGUGCGCAAUGCCAGAUGGCUCCGGACUUUGACACGCUGCCACUGGAGCCAUCGCUUUGAUUUGCAAGUGACGCUUUGCAAACUUGAGACCCGGUGUUGGGGAAGCGUGAGGCGAGCAGGCAUUAAAAAGAAAAUCUCGGGAGCUGUUACCAUUUCCAUGCGGCGCCGGAGCGUGGGGUCUCUUCCCGGCGCCCCUUGGAAGAAGCUCACUAUGCCCGGGCAGAGCCUGGAGGAUUUCUCUCUGGCUCACGCGGAAGACAAUGAGAUCAGCAUCAACGUCGGCGGCUUUAAGAAAAAGAUGCGAUCCCACACCCUACUAAGAUUUCCCGAAACCAGGCUGGGCCAACUGCUGAGCUGCCACUCAAAGGAGGCGAUAUUGGAGCUCUGUGACGAUUAUGACGACGCCAAGAACGAGUUUUACUUUGACCGGAACCCCGAACUUUUCCCCUACGUGUUGCAUUUUUACAACACCGGCAAGCUCCACGUGAUGGGCGAACUCUGCGUCUUCUCCUUCAGCCAAGAGAUUGAAUACUGGGGCAUCAAUGAGUUCUUCAUUGACUCGUGCUGCAGCUACAGCUACCAUGGGAGGAAGAUGGAGCCGGAUCAAGAGAAAUGGGAAGAUCAAAGUGACCGGGAAAGCACCUCGUCCUCCUUUGACGAAAUCUUGGCCUUCUACAACGAUGCCGCCAAGUUUGACAGACAACCCUUUGGAAACGUCAGGAGGCAGCUCUGGCUAGCGCUGGACAAUCCCGGCUACUCGGUCUUGAGCCGAAUAUUUAGCGUCCUGUCAAUAGUGGUUGUUCUUGGGUCCAUCGUGACCAUGUGCCUGAACAGCCUCCCGGACUUCCAGCUGGUUGAUAGCUACGGGAAGGCCGAGGAAGAUCCUCGUUUUGAAAUCGUGGAGCAUUUUGGCAUUGCAUGGUUCACAUUUGAGCUGAUGGCAAGAUUUGCAGUGGCUCCUGACUUCUUGAAGUUUUUCAAGCAUGCCCUGAAUCUGAUUGACCUUAUGUCCAUCCUGCCAUUUUACAUUACCUUAAUUGUUAACUUGGUUGUGGAAAGUAGCCCGGCUUUAGCAAAUUUAGGUAGAGUAGCCCAAGUCCUGAGACUAAUGAGGAUCUUUCGCAUCUUAAAACUUGCUCGCCAUUCAACUGGCCUCAGGUCUCUUGGGGCCACUUUGAAGUAUAGCUACAGGGAGGUAGGGCUUCUCUUACUCUACCUCUCUGUUGGGAUCUCCAUAUUCUCUGUAGUGGCUUAUACCAUUGAAAAAGAAGAAAACGAGGGCCUAGCCACCAUCCCUGCUUGCUGGUGGUGGGCUACAGUUAGCAUGACCACAGUUGGCUAUGGAGAUGUUGUCCCAGGGACCACUGCUGGCAAACUGACGGCAUCUGCAUGCAUCCUAGCUGGUAUCUUGGUGGUAGUGCUUCCUAUCACGCUCAUCUUCAAUAAAUUCUCUCACUUUUAUAGGCGUCAGAAGCAGCUAGAAAGUGCCAUGAGGAGCUGUGAUUUUGGUGAUGGAAUGAAAGAGGUUCCGUCAGUCAAUUUAAGGGACUAUUAUGCUUAUAAAGUUAAAUCCCUUAUGGCCAGUUUUACCAAUCUGAGUAGGAGUACUCCCAGCGAACUAAGCCUAGAUGAUUCACUGCAUUAGACUGCAGGUCUGACAGCAGUUUGCAUGAUGUGCACCAAGAGCUGUGUUUAUAGACAUUCCUAUUACUUGGGGUUUUUCUAGCAUAUAGUGUUGCUGACACUGCACUAACUUUGCACCUAACAGGAAAUUUAGUUGCAAACUGACAGUUUGCACAUUUCCAUUCUGUUGCAUAGAAACAAAAUGCUCAUUUUUCUAGACAAGCGUUACUGUGUCCAUGACACUAGUGCUAGUGGUGCAGUGCUGAUUUGUUACUUAGCUUGUUUCCUUUAGACGUCCUUGUAUGAGCAGAGAAAUAAGUUGAUCCAGGGGAAAACACACAACUGUGAAAUUAACAAUGAAAUAAUCUGUUUUCACUUACAUUGAUGUAACAACUCUUAAUAUCUGUGCAUUUCCCAAUUAGUUUAAAGUGCUCACAAGGCAGAUUUUAAAAAGAGCAUUUUAAAGUAUCUGACACUAACUGCAAGUUAAAAACUUACCUGUGAAUAGUUUACAUAGUAACACAUUGCCACCUUGUUAUGCCGGCUAAUACUAAUGUUAACCACAUCUCUGAAAAUGUGAUUGAGUUUAGCGGUUCAGGGAAAAUUGGCAUUUAUUCUAGAGCACAUGUAUUAAAGCACUUUUGAAAUUAAACAUGUAGGUGAGAUUUUCAAAAGCACUUGGCAUUAUCUAACUCUGCUUCCAACCACAUCAGAAGAAAAAAAUCCCAUUGCCCUCACUGGGAGCAGAGAUAGGCCAAUACUGAGCACUUCUGAAAAACUUACCCAAAGCUUUUAAAUUAUGAGAGCUUUAAGGCCACAUUUUCAAAAGUGGCCUACAGCCUUGGUGCCCAUCAAGACCUCUGGGGCUUGAUUUUCAGAGGGGCUGAGCACCUGCAGCUCCUAUUGACUUCAGCUGGAGCUGCAGAUGUUCAGCAUCUCUGAAAGUCAGGGCCAAGGAAAGGAAGAAGGAAAUUGGGCUUCAGAGGAAGUUGGGCUCCCAAAAAUGGAGGCAUCCAACAAUUAGAAGCCACAUGUGAAAACGUGCGUCUCUCUAGAGUAUGGAAAUAUUCCAAAGUGAAUGAUAAAGGCAGUAUUUUAGGAACUGACAUUUACCUACUGAAAGAUGACUAAUUAAAAAGAUAGCAUAUGUAUUUCUGAGAAACAGCCUAAUUUUAUCAGGGAGGACUGUUUUGAUGCUUGGCAUGAGAAUUAAAACGGGUGUCCAUGGUAAAUAAUCUCAUUAAGAUUUCUGCAGAUGAAACUCUAAGGGAAUAACUAUAGCUAGUAUUUCUACUUAAAAAUGGUUCAGAAAAGGAUUCCUGUUUCUCAGUUCAGGAAGAAGCAUUAAGGCUAAGACCAGGAAAGGGCGCUUAUUGGAUCAGAUCCUCAGCUUGUCCAAUGAUUUUGAUGAUUUAAAGCAGCUGAGAAUCUGACUUAGUAUUUGUAAAGUCUGUUUUAAGCAAGACAGCAGAUCUUGAUAUUUAAUUGUCCAAGUCAUGAUACUGCAUAAACUAAUCUUAUGAGUGCUCAGAGUUGUCUCUCCCUGCCCAUUGUAAUGGUUUAAGGAUCAAUACUCUCAGCUCAGACAAUGUCCUCUCUACCAUACUAUCAUAUUUCCUGUUUACUAGAGAACUGUGCUGUCAAGCAAACUACCAGUACUCAGCUAACAAAAUGGCUCUUUUCUGUUCAAACCCUGCUAUAUUGCAAACCAGUUAGCUAUUAUUUUCAAGUCAUUUUGUAGUAUAGCAAUUUAUGAAGAUAAGGUGGGUUCAGAGAAUAGAUUCAAAUUAGGGAGAUUAAGAAGUGUCUUAAAGCACUACGGCCAAAAUUGUCACAUUUGGAAGCCUAAAAUUAGACAUCUAAAUAAUAUUCAGGCACCUGAAUAAAAAUGGCCUGUUUAUCACAGAUGCUGAGCAUCCACAGCUCACCUUGGAUCAGAAGGACAUAGGAGUUGUCAAACCAAAGCAGACCAGAGGUCCAGCUAAUUCAGUGUGCUGUUUCUGAUAGCAGCCAGCACCACAUGCUUCAGAAGAUAUAAGAAAACUGAAAUAGGUAGAUGUGGAAUAACUUGCCCAUCUGGAAAAUUUCUUCCCAGCCCCCAUCAGUUAGUGGUUGGCUUAUGCCCUGAAGCAUGAGGGUUUAUAUCCCUUCUAAAUGUUUUUGUUUUAAAAAAAAUCCUUAUUGAUUUCCAUAUAUUUCUCUGUAACUUCAGUAGGAGAUAUGAGGGCUCAGCACCUCUGAAAAUUUGGCAGUUUAUAUUUAAGCUUCUGAAUGUUGGACUUAGGUGCCUAAAUUUGGGCAUUCACAUUCAAAAAGGUAGACCAAUGCUUUCACCUCUGGAGGAUUGAGUUCAAUUUCUGUAUUGGGUCACAGGUGUAGCUAAAUUUGGUGGUCUCAACCUAGUCCUGAAUUGGAACAUUUGGACACUAUCAUCAAACCUGGAAGGGUAGCCAAAAGGAGCAUAGCACUAGAUUAUGGGCAUUUCAGGUCAGGAUUGAUAUACCUUGAAAGAAGUAUGUGGGAGAUCUUGCAUAGCACUUAUAUACAGAGUGGGCUGAAUCCUGUAGAGCUGGCAAAAACAUCCAUUGAUGCAAAGGAUAAUUUGGCCUUCGUUAGGUUUACCAGUUUGUGGUCUAUGCAGAAUCUCUCUCUCUAGCCAGGGGUCUUAUUUUCUCAGCUUCACAAGCAAAGAAUUCACAGAGUUUUUAAAAAAUCCUAAAUUGUAUAUUAUUUUAAGGCCAGUUAUUUCAGCAGACAUGUAGAAUUGUCAAAGGGUCACGAAUUCCCCCAGCUGUUAGUUUAGCAUUGCAAACUUUGGAUUAUUUAAAUAAGAUUAGAUUAUCUUGUUUUAUAGAUUUAUUAUUCAUAGGGACAUUGUUCAGUCAUUUCUUCAGAAACUGAAUGGAAUGUUUCCAAAUUGCAUUUUAUGAAACAAAAUGAAGUUCCCCAACAAGUCACUAUUUUUAUUGUAUUGGUUGUAAGGAAUUUUCAUUAUUGCUUUAUAUAUAUAUAUAUAUAUAUAUAUAUAAAGUGCUAGGGAUCAAAGAUGCUAAAUAAAUAAAGUAUUGCAAUUUAGUAUGCACUCAUUGCUAUGAUUCAUUAUGAAAAUGACUUUUAUUAUUAAUUCAGGAGGAUCCCUGCACACUUUACAAACUAUAUUUAUAGAAGGGAAUUACUUCAUUCACCACUUAAAUACAGUAACUGGGGAUGAAGCUUGGUCAGUGUUUAGGACACGAAGUAGCAAAUACCAUAUCCAAAGUUAAAUACAGGUGGACAUGUUGGCAGACUGAAUGUAAUUAUCCAAACUUGAAACUUGCCCAGGAUGCAUAACACAGAUGAAAACAAGUCAAAUGAUUGAGUGUGUUGUCAUUGUUUUAUUCAAUGUCAGAAAUGAGUCCUUUACCAAGGCUUACAGCCCUGCUUUUGCAAAAUGGGUAAUGACUAACACAACGUGGAGUGGAGCGGGGAAAGGGCCUAGGACCUUAGUUUAGUCUGGCAUACAAAAUACACCACCCAAUAGCACAGUGCUCCCUAGCACCAUUGGGUCUGAUUUAAAUGAUACAGUAAAUACAUGUAAGGAGGAAUGAGACAUAGGCUGCCUGCCAUUUUAUAAAGGCAGCUAUUGUAGGUCCCAGUCCUGUGAGCUGCUAAGCACUCUCAUCUUCUAUUAACUGCAAUAGCAAAGAAAGAUACUGCACAUAUUGCAGGAGAAACUCAGCACUUUGUAGGACUGACCGUUAGCGAGGACAGAGAGAAGACAAGCUGUUUGGCCAGCUACUAUCCUGCUGGAUUUUUUAGAUGACUGGUUUGUAAAUUUGAGACAAUCUUGUGUCUUGUGAAAUAGUAGGCCUUAAUUCAAGGAUGUGAGGUGUAAGGGGCAGCACUCCUUUGUGUUCUAAGCUUGAAAAUGGUCAGGGUCCAAAAUCUGCUUGUUAUGCAGGUGCUAUCCAAUUAAUAGUAUUCUACCUGAUGUGGGCUAACUCUGCUUUGUAAAGGGCACAUUUCUGGUGUCAGAGAAAACACUGAAACAUGUUGUUGUUAUGGUACCUGUAUGCUAAAAGGUUUAAAGUGGUUAAAUGAGGAUUAUGGUAUUAUUUCCAACCAAGUAAUUUACUUUAUCUGAGGGAUUAAACUUUGUUAUGGAAUUCUGAUUUCUACUAAAUCCCAGGAAAAACUUCCUAACUGUAAGAACAGAAGGACAAUGGAACAGACGGCCUAGGGAGGUCAUGCAAGCUCCUUCACUGGAGGUUUUCAAAAGGAGACUGGGUAGCCACCUGUCUUGGAUGGUUUAGACCAGGCCCCUUGGAUGGUUUAGACCACCAUUCUCAAACUGGGGGUCAAGACCCCUCAGGGGGUCAUGAGUUUAUUACAUGGGGGGAUCGCAAGGUGCCAGCCUCCACUCCAAACCCCGCUUUGCCUCCAGCAUUUAUAAUGGUGUUAAA